CUGUAACCACUCUGGUAACGUUACCAUGCUUGUUAAUGUUUGAGACUGGCGUGAGCUUCGUUGAACUGUUUUGUUGACAUAUUUACAUAAAUCAAGAGUGUCAGUCCUCACGUGUCCGGAUUUAUUGAUAUUCUUCUCUUAUCCAGUCAAGAUAAUCUAUUCGUUUAAACUAUCUUGAGCUUUAUAUAUCAAUAAUUCACCAUGAAGAUAAAGCGUCAGAAGCACGCGAAGAAAACCAUCAGUUUUUACAAGUACAACUUUUGCUUUAGGGAACCUUUCCAAAUAUUAAUUGAUGGGACGUUUUGUCAAGCAGCGUUAAAGAAUAAAAUACAAAUCAAAGAGCAAUUGCCAAAGUAUCUCAUGGGAGAAGUUCAGCUCUGUACCACAAACUGCGCACUUAAGGAACUUGAAAGCCUUGCAAAAGACCUCUAUGGAGCAAAACUCAUCUUACAGAGAUUUCAGAUCAGGAAAUGCAAACACAUGAAAGAUCCAGUUCCUGCAUCAGAGUGUUUGUUGUCAAUGCUUGGGCAGACAAAUCCACACCACUACUUCAUUGCAACUCAGGAUCAAGAGUUGACGACGGCCCUGAAGAAGAUCCCUGGGGUUCCUCUGCUCUACAUUAUCCUCAACACCAUGGUGUUAGACAAGGCCUCUGAGCGUUCGCUGAAGCAUGUUGAAGCGGUUCAGCUGGGUGAGUUGGUGAGCCCGUCACAACAGUCAAGCAUCCAGACUCUGAAAGAGAAGGAGGGCCUCAGCAAAGACAGUAAUGACAGGAGAGGCAAAAAACGUAAGAGGAAAUCCAGCAAUCCCAACCCACUUAGCUGCCUGAAGAAAAAGAAGAAACCCAUGCCUCAGCAGCCCAAAAAGACAGACGGAGAGAAAAAGAAGCGGAGUAGACCUAGGAAGCGACGGCCUGCUGGGACAGAGGAAGCGGCAGUCACCUCCAAUCCCACAACUGCAUAGAGACAAGCCUCGCUUCUACAAGAGUAGCAUUUAUUUGUUUCUCAGCAUUUGUUAUUGUAAGGUUUGUCCUUUAUCCAGACCAGGCAUUUGUGCCAGCAAACGCCUUGUUUUGUCUAAUAAACAAGUGUUUCUUUUAUUAUCAA
Molecule: messenger RNA, 1106 nt
Organism: Sinocyclocheilus anshuiensis
Lineage: Eukaryota; Metazoa; Chordata; Actinopteri; Cypriniformes; Cyprinidae
Gene: utp23
Product: UTP23 small subunit processome component
Exons: 4
Coding region: 202-963 (253 amino acids)
Cellular component (GO): small-subunit processome
Source: RefSeq, a predicted model, not a curated record